AUGAAGUCGCGCCGUCGUUCUUGGAUGUCGCACCCGAGCUGGGUGAUGGUCUCCUUCCUCACCGAGGUCCUCAGCAACAACAUCAGCCUGGCCCAAUCGCCGACAAACUGCUCGAACGAUACGGAGAUUAUCAACUUGCUGAUAAGGGAUACGUAUAAUAAGCACUAUCUCCCCCAACACCCAGUGCAAGUCCGCGUUGACAUGUGGGUCCAAGAAGUCACCGCCGUUUCCGAGUUGACGCAAGAUUUUGAGAUCGACCUCUACAUCAACGAAUUCUGGGAAGACCCGGCGUUGGCCUAUGAACAUCUAAAUCCGUGCAAAACAAACUACUCCUUUGACGAUAAAGUCCUUAAACGACUCUGGAUCCCGAACACCUGCUUUAUCAACUCGAAAAAUGCCGCCAUCCACGAGUCGCCGUUUCGAAACGUCUUCCUUAUGAUAUUUUCCAACGGAACUCUAUGGACGAAUUACCGAAUGAAAGUCACCGGGCCAUGCCAGAUGAAUUUGAAGCGAUUCCCGUUCGAUCGACAAAAAUGUUUGCUCACCUUCGAAUCUUAUAACUACAACACCGGCGAAGUGCGAAUGGAGUGGAAUCGACCUUUCUCGGUGAUUCUGAUGAAAGACAUCCAGCUGCCCGACUUCGAGCUGGUCAACUUCUCGGAUGAGUAUAUUGAACAGCAAUACCCAGCCGGGCUGUGGGACGAGUUGACGGUGUCAUUUGUAUUCAAGCGUCGUUACGGGUGGUACAUCCUGCAGGGUUACAUUCCAACAAUGGUCACCAUCGUCAUCUCUUGGAUUUCAUUCUACCUGGGACCGAGAGCCAUCCCAGCCCGGACGAUGCUUGGAGUCAACUCUCUGCUUGCCAUGACGUUCCAGUUUGGAAAUAUCAUCAGGAAUUUGCCUCGGGUUUCUUAUGUGAAGGCGAUUGACGUGUGGAUGCUAAGCGGUAUGCUGUUCAUCUUCAUGUCCCUCCUCGAGCUGUGCGUGGUCGGUUUCAUGUCCAGGAACGAGGGCCUUCCCCCAAAACCGAGCAGAAAACGAAAAAGGGAGGCCGAGGAGGAGGACGUCGCGUGGAAAGGAGCACAGAGUAGUCCACACCUCGAACUGCGACAAUUCUGGGUGGACAAGCGGUGUUCGUCGAUGCGGAAUCAUGAUAAUCAUAAUAAUGAGGCCGCACCUCCCGAAUCCGAUAUGCCAGCCCUUGCCACUAUCAAACGCUCCAGAGAACGCCGAUCGUUCUUUGGAGCCGUCCGGAAACGCUGGAAGAAAAUGCCGACAAUCCGCCCGGAAGUUGUCGAUUUUUAUAGCGCCAUCCUAUUCCCCACCUGCUACUGUAUGUUUAACAUUGCGUACUGGACGUACUAUUUGACGGACUUGUCGAGCUCAGUGGAAUUGAAUUUGGAUGCGGCAAUGCCUGCAAAA
This is a messenger RNA of Mesorhabditis spiculigera, 1422 nucleotides long. The record is from the annotation of a GenBank genome assembly. Lineage: Eukaryota; Metazoa; Nematoda; Chromadorea; Rhabditida; Rhabditidae.